Molecule: messenger RNA, 2557 nt
Organism: Aspergillus saccharolyticus JOP 1030-1
Lineage: Eukaryota; Fungi; Ascomycota; Eurotiomycetes; Eurotiales; Aspergillaceae
Product: WD repeat NOL10/ENP2 family protein
Exons: 6
Coding region: 52-2238 (728 amino acids)
Biological process (GO): maturation of SSU-rRNA from tricistronic rRNA transcript (SSU-rRNA, 5.8S rRNA, LSU-rRNA)
Cellular component (GO): nucleus; nucleolus; small-subunit processome
Molecular function (GO): protein binding
Source: RefSeq, a predicted model, not a curated record
AUCGACUCGGCCUGGUGUUGCGCUGCGAUUUCCACCGCUCAUUCCAUCGCCAUGAAGCUCUCCAAUCAGUCGGAAGUCCCCGUGUACACGAUCUCGGGGUCCAAUACUGCCCGCGAGCUCCCGGAAUGGCUCGCCAGGCGAAGAAAGAGAAGUCUGAAGAAUGAUCCGGAGUGGGCGAACAGAGUGGAAUUGUUGCAGGAUUUCGGUUUCGAGGAGGCCAGUCGUUGCAUUCGGGUUAGUGAAGAUGGAGACUGGGUCAUGAGCACAGGGACGUAUAAGCCGCAGAUGCAUGUACAUUCGCUACAAGCCCUUUCCCUGAGUUACGCGCGCCACACGGAUGUUGAAAACACUACCUUCCUUCUUCUAUCCUCGGAUUAUUCCAAGUCUCUCCACCUCCAGUCCGACCGCUCCCUCGAAUUCCACACUCCCUCAGGAAUGCACCACAAGACGAGGCUUCCCAGAUACGGACGUGAUCUGGUAUACGAUAGACAGUCGACCGAAGCGUUAGUGCCAUCGGUGGGUGUCAAUAGCGACGGCAUGGGAGAGGUGUUCCGACUGAACCUGGAAAUGGGACGUUACAUGCGAAGCUUUGAGGUCGAUGUGGGCGGUGAUGACUUUACGUCUGCUGGUGGAGGUACAUUGCAGGGUGGAAUCAAUACUGGCGCUGUCAAUACGGGAGCGAUUGCCGAGGAAAGUCACAACCUUCUUGCCUUCGGUACCUCCAACGGCACGGUCGAAUUCUUCGAUCCUCGGAUGAGAAGCCGAAUUGGAACUCUAGUAUCCCCUGCGCAUGGUCCCGACGAGUCGCGACAGGAGAUCACGGCGCUGGAAUUUCACAGAUCUGGCUUGACCCUCGGUACGGGUUCGUCAAAUGGUCUCAUCUUCCUCUAUGAUCUGCGCAUGUCCCGACCCAUGUUGAAGAAGGAUCAGGGAUACGGCUUCCCUAUUCACACACUGAAAUUCCUCCAGCCCUCCACCGCCUCCCGCGAACAGACCCUGGAACCCAAGAUCAUGUCGGCAGAUAAGAAAAUCAUCAAGAUCUGGGACCCUCGUGAUGGAAGCCCAUGGACGUCUGUCGAGCCUGCGGUCGAUAUUAACUCGGUGGCUUGGUGCAAGGAUAGUGGUAUGCUUCUGACAGCCAACGAAGGACCUUUGCAGCAUUCGUUCCUGAUUCCCCAGCUUGGCCCAUCGCCACGCUGGUGCUCAUUCCUCGACAACCUCGUCGAAGAAAUGGCAGAAGACCCGAACGAUCCCAACGCAUUCAACCCCGGCCAGGCGGGCUCUGUCUACGACAACUACAAGUUCUUGACCGUUCCUCAACUUCGUACCCUCAACUUGGAGCAUCUCAUUGGCCGUACCAGCCUUCUGCGGCCUUACAUGCACGGUUACUUUGUCGCCCAGCAACUGUACGAAGAGGCCAGACUUAUCACCAACCCCUACAUGUGGGAAGAAGAGCGUGCCAAGCGUGUUAGGGAGAAGAUCGAGAAGGAGCGCGAGAGCCGCAUUCGUGGCAAGAAGAAGGCCGCCGUCAAGGUCAACCAGAGACUCGCCGAAAAGCUGCUCAGCAUCGAGGAGAAGAACGAGCGCAAGAGGGCGCAGCGUGUCCUCAAGAGGGGCGGUGACGAUGACAUGGUCGAUGCUCCUCCUGCACCCGCUACUGAGGAGCCAGACAAGAACCCUCUGGGCGACUCUCGUUUCGCCAAGCUCUUCGAGGACGAGGACUUUGCCAUCGACGAGACGUCGCGCGAAUUCCAGCUUCUCAACCCCAGCACUGCGCCCGAGGCUGGUCCGCGUAAGGAGAGAGGCCUCACCGCCGUCGAACAAGAGAUGGUCGACGACGUCCGAGGCAGCUCCGACAGCUCCGAGUCCGAGAGCGACGGCGAGCAAUACAGCACCAAGAAAGCCACUUCGAACAACAAGAUCUCCACCGCCUCCUACCGGCGCAACAAGCAGGGCCGCAACCAGCAACAGCCGCGCAUGGAGGUCUCCUCCUCCACCAACGUCAGCUCGACCCGUGACCGUUCCUUCGGAUCGCGCGCCCAGAACAUGCGCACCAGAGAGAAGCCCUCCCGCCGGGGCGGUGUCGUCGGCGAGCGCGAAGUCACCUUCACCCCCGGCGCUGGCAAGCAGCAGCAGAAGAAGAGCUUCAGCCGACCCGAACAACCCUCCUCCUCCUCCCAUGCUUUCCGGGCCAAAGAGCGUCGCAGCGCCUCCGGUAAUACUUUCCGCAAGAUGUAAUCCCAUCUGUUCCAACCUCUCGAGCCCUGCGGACCUGGCUAGAUUGUUCGGUCACCUACUGCUGCUAGUGCUCCUGCUACGCUGGCUUCCGUCAUGCUACAUGCCCAAGCCCAGGCCCAGGCCGUGCCGCAGCUUCUCAGGCCCCUCAGCUGCGCCGCCCACACUGAUCUGACCUUUGUCAUCAUCGUCCGGGAUAAACUGCUGACCGACCCCUCUCAAGGGAGUGGGGAGCAACGCACGUCACAUGAUACAUAAUACCCGCUACUCCUCCGAUCGUCCCCAAACCCACCGAUCUACCAAUACUAUAGUACCACCCCAA